Aspergillus tanneri is the source of this 1254-nucleotide messenger RNA. Its product is annotated as flavin-containing monooxygenase. Bases 1 to 1254 code for a protein of 417 amino acids. The record is from RefSeq and is a predicted model, not a curated record. NCBI's taxonomy places the organism in Eukaryota, Fungi, Ascomycota, Eurotiomycetes, Eurotiales, Aspergillaceae. The transcript has 7 exons.
AUGGCUAGUGUAGAAGCCCAUCCGUUCAGAAAGGUCAUCAUCGUUGGUGCAGGGUUCUCGGGCUUGACCAUGGCGUGCCAAAUGAAACAUAGGCUUAAAUGUGAUGACUUCGUGGUGUACGACCGAGAAUCCGGGUUCGGAGGCACAUGGAGGGUCAACACGUAUCCAGGGUGCGGAGUUGAUAUCCCUGCUGUUUUCUACAGCCUUUCCUUUGCACCCAAUCCAGAUUUCUCGAAUUUUUUUCCCAAACAGAAGGAGGUCCUCCAGUACAUCAAUAGAGUGGCAUUUCGACUCAAUGUGUCUCAGCAUCUGGUGGGAAACACAGAAUGGCUCGGAGCCUCCUGGCAAGACGACACCAAAACCUGGCGUGUCAGGCUAUGUGAUCUUUCCACUGGUCAGAACUUUGUUCAGACCUGUAGCAUACUUAUAUCAGCGGUUGGAGUGUUGGAGAACCCCCAGCCCUUCAAUGUUCAAGGCAUCGAAAACUUUACAGGGGAUAUCAUGCAUACCGCUAGAUGGAACCACAGCGUAUCACUCCGAGACAAGAACGUGGUUGUGAUUGGGAAUGGAGCAUCGGCCACUCAAGUGAUACCGACGAUAGCACCAGAGGCUCGGUCCAUCACCCAGUUUAUCCGACGACGGGUCUUCGACCAUGACGGCUACAUUUUAUCUCUAAACCGGGACAAUGUCCAUCUCACGAAUGAUCCAGUUACGAACCUUCACAAACGCUCAAUUUCAACCCUAUCCGGGACGCAAUAUCCCGCUGAUGUGAUAAUCUUAGCCAACGGCUUCUCUCUAACCCAUUUCAACGCCGAGCUCCAAGGCCGCCACGGACGCCGCCGAAACGACCACUGGAAGGACAUGGGUUAUAUCGAAGCAUUCAAUACCGUCGCCAUGUCUGGAUUUCCUAACUUUUUCUAUAUCCUUGGCCCCAAUUCCGGACGCGGACACACCUCUGCUGUUCAUUCCAUUGAAAGCUAUGUAAACCUUAUCACACGGGUAAUUCGGCCGAUAAUUGCGGGGUCAGCUCUCUCUGUUGAGCCGAAACUGGCCAGUGAGAAAGCCUACAAUGAGCGAUUACACGAUGCACUCGGGAAGACGGUGUUUACUAAUUCGUGUCACACGUGGUAUAUUGAUAGCAAAACUGGGCGCAAUUGGGCCAUUUUUCCCUGGACGUCAUUCUACAUGUGGUGGAUCACCGAGCUAGCUGGUCUAGGGGACUGGGAAUAUGAGGUAUUAACUGCUCUUUGCUAA